Molecule: messenger RNA, 1462 nt
Organism: Drosophila biarmipes
Lineage: Eukaryota; Metazoa; Arthropoda; Insecta; Diptera; Drosophilidae
Gene: FMRFa
Product: FMRFamide-related peptides
Exons: 2
Coding region: 98-1207 (369 amino acids)
Biological process (GO): neuropeptide signaling pathway
Source: RefSeq, a predicted model, not a curated record
CACACUCGACCGGGCAACAAGUGUGUGUGUGUGCGGCCUAAGGAUCCCCAGUCCCGACUUCAUCCCAGUUCCCAGUUAAAAGGAACCAACUACAAAGAUGGGCAUUGCCUUGAUGUUCCUGCUGGCCCUCUACCAGAUGCAGUCGGCCAUCCAGAGCGAGAUCAUCGAGACGCCCAGCUUGGGGGGCAACUCGCUGCAGGAGUCGGACCCCGAGGUGGGUCCUCCGCAGGACAGCGACCUGGUGGACGCGCUGCUCGGCAACGAUCAGAGCGAGCGGGCGGAGCUGGAGUUUCGGCAUCCCAUCUCGGUGAUUGGCAUCGACUACGCCAAGAACGCGGUGGUGCUGCACUUCCAGAAACACGGCAGGAAGCCGCGCUACAAGUACGAUCCCGAACUGGAGGCCAAGCGGAGGUCCGUGCAGGACAACUUCAUGCACUUCGGCAAGCGGCAGGCGGAGCAACUGCCUCCGGAGGGCACUUAUGGGGGGUCCGAGGAGGUGGAGGGCGUGGCCAAGCGGGCCAGCUUGGAUCGCUUUGGCAGGGAUCCCAAGCAGGACUUUAUGAGGUUCGGUCGAGAUCCCAAGCAGGACUUCAUGAGGUUUGGCCGGGAUCCCAAGCAGGACUUCAUGAGGUUUGGCCGGGAUCCCAAGCAGGAUUUCAUGAGAUUCGGUAGGGAUCCUAAGCAGGACUUUAUGAGAUUCGGUAGGGAUCCUAAGCAGGACUUUAUGAGAUUUGGUCGGGAUCCCAAGCAGGACUUCAUGCGAUUCGGUCGCUCUCCUGCAGAGGACUUCAUGAGGUUCGGGCGCUCUCCGGCGGAGGACUUUAUGAGGUUCGGCCGCUCCGACAACUUCAUGCGUUUCGGACGCAGUCCCCACGAGGAGCUCCGCAGUCCCAAGCAGGAUUUCAUGCGUUUUGGUCGCCCGGACAACUUCAUGCGCUUUGGUCGCUCUGCUCCCCAGGAUUUCGUGCGUUCCGGUAAGAUGGACUCGAACUUCAUUCGCUUCGGCAAGCGCGUUAAGCCCGUGGCUCCCGAGUCCAACCAAACCAAGUCCAAUCCGGGCAAGCCGGGCGAGAGGAGUCCCGUGGACAAGGCCAUGACGGAGCUGUUCAAGAAACAGGAGCUGCAAGAUCAGCAGGUGAAGAGCGCGGAGCAGGCAACCUCGGCGGAUGAGGGCAGCGCGGAGCAGGAACAGUUCUUUGGCCAGUAAGAGAGUCCUCGAGGGACGCCUCCUUGUAAAUAGAUAUCGACAAAUGUACCCACGAUCGUAAUUGAUAUACGUAUUUCUCCCAACUCCACACGAACUCCUGAUGAAUACCUUAACUAUGAAUUUUUAAUAAAUGGGCUGGAUUAAAAAUUCACCGUGCUUUAAAAAUCUUACCUACUUACGUACUUAGUGUAAUAUUGAAUGCAUUGGAAAGGUGUGAAAAAGUCUUUUGCCAGAAUUCCAAAUAAAGAUUGCUUU